Messenger RNA from Paramecium sonneborni, 6244 nucleotides. Lineage: Eukaryota; Ciliophora; Oligohymenophorea; Peniculida; Parameciidae. The record is from the annotation of a GenBank genome assembly.
AUGAUAUUAAAUUCUUAAAAUAUAUUAGAUUUGAUUAAAACAGAUAUUAUAAUUUUAGAUGACCCAAAACUUUUAUUUAAAAUGAAACCAAAAAUACCAUUAUUAGUUUAAAAAUUUAAAACAUUCAAUUUUAAUUAUAAUAAAUUGAAAACUUUAGUAAAAAAUAUCUCUCGAAAACAGAACUAAAAUGUAAACAAAUUAUUAAUAGAUACAAAUAGAUUAUAAACAUAAGAUGAAAUGAAGAAUUUUGAUAUUGAUAUUUUAAUUUCUGAAAAACAAAUUCCUGAACUAAGAAAUUGUUCAGAUAAUUUGUUUAUUUCUAAUUAUAUAUAAAAAUCAGAAAGUAUUCAAGAUUAAUAGUAAAGCGAUUUAAAAUAAAUUGAUACAAAAUUUAGCAAUUAUUUUGGGAUAAAAAAGAGUGCUAGAUAUAUUUUUGAUACUUCAUUUAUGAAAUAUUAAAAUAAUAUAUUAUUUGGAAGCAGUAAAGAUAUAUCAAAUCACAAUAUAUCUUAUAAUUCUCAGGUUGGAUUGCAAAAAUCAAAAAGUUAAUUUAUGAAACCAGGUACAAUAAUUAAAUUAAAUCAAGUCACUAAUCAAAUGCCCUAAAAAAAAUAAAAUGACUUAAGUUCAGAUAAAUUUUUAGGUGAAAGUUUAAAUGAAUAGGAUUUUAUUGAUAUUCUUUACAGCAAAGAUGAUAGAAUAUAUAAUGAAAUUUUACUGAUGAUGCUAUUAACAAAUAAUGUAGUAAGUGUUUUUAAUGAAAAAUUAAAUAAACUUGAAUUUAUCUUUGAAAAUAGAUAUGAUGAAUCUAUUCUAUAAUUUUGUGAAAUACUUGAUUAUAGUUUAAUUUGUUCAAAUGAAUAAGAGAUUAAUAGACAAGAAUAUAUUACCAGAAAAAUUAUUAAAAAAGUAAUUUCAAUAGCUAACAAUUCAAAAGUAUUUGAGGUUUUAACUUUUUUAGAGCUUACAGAAAAUAGAAAAAAUAUUUUAUCAGUAUUAGUAAGAGAUCCAGAAUCAUUUUUAUUGGAGGAAGGAGCGCUGUUAUACACACGAAUUGAAACUAAUAAUUAGUAAGAAAAUAAAUAGAAUGAAAAUUUGUAAGAUAUGAGUUGGGAAGGAUUAAAAACAUUUUUAUAUUCUAAAAGAUAAUUAAAAUAAUCUUAAACUAAUGAUAUUUUAAAGAAGUUAUUAGCUAUUUCUGAAACAUAUGGUAAUAGAUCUUAAGAGAUAGAAAAAUUAUUUAUUGAAUUAGAAUCUAAAAGUGACCCAAUAUUUGCUAUAGGAAUUUCAACAACAAAAUAAAAGUUAUUAUAAAAUUCAUCCUAAGAACUAAUUGAUGAUUAAUUUAAAUAGGAACGAAUUUAUUCAACUUUAUAAAAUUAUAACAUUAAACUUUGUAUAAUUAUACCAGAUUCUCUAGAUGAUUUAAAGCUAAUUUAAUGGAAUCAUCAGGAACUGUAUGAUAUUUUAAUUAGAUUUAGGAAGGGAAAAUGUUAGUAAGUGAUUAUACAAAGAAUUUGGUUGAAUCUGAAUAUGAUGACUUUAACUUUGAAUAUGCAAAAGAUGUUUAUAUUCAAUCAAAAGAUAUUACAAUACCAACUUUUUUUGUUUCACUUAAUGAUUAAGACUUUUACGAAGAAACCUGAAUUUAAGAGAAUUUGGAAUUAUAUAUAUAUAUUUAUAUUAUAAUAAUAAUUAUGAGCUAAAAUCAAGAAAAAGUUGAAUCAGAACUUUUUCAAAUGUACCAGAAUGCUAUUGAUUUACUGGAAACAGAUAAAAUUUAAGAGGGCAUAGACAUUCUAAAGAAAUUAAUGAAUCAUCCAUCUAUUAUCAAUUAAGAGGAAAAAAAGAUUCUUUAUGGUAUUUACAUCUCUUUGGCUGAAAUUUUGGCACAGAGUAAUAAUGUUACCGAAAAAUGUGAAGCUUUGAAUUAUUACUAUGAAAGCACUUUAAUAGUUGAAAAUUGUUGGCAAACAUAUAGGAAAAUGUCACUUCUAUUUCGUCAACUUGGAAUGAUGCCAUAAGCUUUAAAUUUAAAUUUAAAAGCGUAAUUUAUAAUUUAUAUAUUUAUAGUCUUUAAUAUUGCACAUCUUGUUCACUAAUUUAACCUCUUUUAUAUUAAGCUUGCUGUAUUAGCUUUUUAUUGAAUAAUUGGGAAUAUUUUAAUAAACAUUUUAAAGCAAUGAAAGAUGAUACUAAUUUAAAAUAAUCUAUAUAAGAACUCUAGAAUUAUCGCAUGCAUAAUUAAAAAACAACUUUUGUUAAUGCCCUUUUAUAGGAAUAGAAUUAAAUUGAACCUAAACUUAGCUUAUUACCUUAAAAUUAAAUUUAUUAAUUUCUUUAAGAACAAAAACACGAAUAAGAAAUAUUCUUAGAUACAUACAACGUUAAAAAAUUUUUUAAAGAUAUUAAAAAUUUGUUUUAAAUAAAUUUAAACCUUAAGAAAAAUCCAUUUAAAGAGAAUUUUCUUGUUUCUAGUACAAGAAUUAUAGUUUCAACUAUUUCUAAUAAACAAAAAAAGUAAUAAGUAUCAAAAGAAUUACCUAGUCAAACAUUUAAAUAAUUUGAAAAAUAAAAAUCUAAGCAAUCUUAUAUCUAAUAAUAGUUUAAUUUAGAUUAAAUAAUAUCUAAUACGAAUAUUAAAUUAAUAGAAAUAAUAAAAUAAAAUUAUGGUUUAGAUUUCUUUUCAUUAUCAAUAAUAAAUAAUAACUCUUCUAAAAUUUUGAAUGAGCAGAAUGAAAAUUCAGAAUGCAUUGUAGCAAAAUUUUUAGCAGAACAAUUAAAUAAUUAAAGUUUUUUAACUGUUGUUGAACUCUUAAAGAAAUUAAUUUAAUUGACACUCAAAGAUUUUGUUGAUUCUCAAAAAGAAUAAAUUGAAAAUUAUAAAUAAGUAUCAAAAGGUUUAAUUAAUUGUGUUGUUUGGGCUCAAUAUUGCACAAAUAAAUUAGUUGAUGAUCCAUUCUUAAAUUUAUAAUUAUUAGAAAUAGCAUUUGAUGAAUUAAAAUAUCGAUUUAACGAAAAAAAACCAAAAUCUGCAGAUGAAUAAAAUAAAAUAAAGAAUUACUUACGUUUCAUUAAUAAUAUGAAAUUAGAAUUGUUAUAAACUGAUAUUAGAAGCAUUUUAAGUGAUAAAGACGAAAUUAAAGUUUAUUUAUAAAAGUAUUCUAAUAUUAUGGCAAAUAUUCACAGUGAUAUACAUUUUUUUUAAGCUAAAUUAGCUAAACAUUUUGCUAGUUAAUUGAAAAACUCUAAAUUGAAAGAUUUAAUUUAUGAAAAAAUAGAAGCAAAUUAAAUUCAAUCUGAACUCAAAACUCUUAAGUAAGUUCUUUAAAUUUUAACAUUAUGGGAAGAAAGAGAACAAUAAUUAGAAGACAAUCAAAAAGUAAGAACAUAAUUUAAGUAAGUUGUUGAAUAUAUAUAAUAAAAUAUGAACAAUAAUAUACUAAAGAGAUUGUCAAUCAUAUUUCUAAAUUAAUUUUAUUUUGCAAAUUAACUUUAAGAUUUAAAAAUCAUAUACAAAUUUGUAUCACCAUUUAUAUUAGAAAUUUUUAAGUUACAAAUUACUGAUUUAUAAAUUGGAUUCAUUUUGCUUAAAUUUAUUCUUAUUUAUUCUUAUAUUGAAAUUGAUCCAAGUCAAAUUUUGGCUAAAUUUACUGAGAUAUUCUUGAAUUCAGCAAAAGGAAUAACUAAAUAUUAAAUUUUAUUAGAAGUUCUUAAAAUUAAUCAUCUAAAAUUAAAUGAGUAUUUUUGUUUUAUCAAUAUUGAUAUUUUAUUAAAAGAAUUUAUUGAAAUAUUAACAACAUCGAAAUAGAAGUAUAAUUAAUUAGUGGAGUAUUUACGAACUAACAUAGAAAGCGAUUUAGAAAUUAAUUAUUAUUUACUACAUUUACUAGAAUUAAAAAUUUAACAUACUGCUUAAUUUAUUGUUCAACCUAAUUAAUUAAAAAUUGAAAUUAAUAAAUUUGAAUCAAGAUUACCAUAACCAGAUUCUUUUUCUGAUGCUUCAGAAGAUGAAUUAGAGGAACCUUGCAAUUAUUCUAAUAAAUACAAAAAUCUUUGUCUAGUAGAUAAUUAAAUAGAAUCAUCUUUUAAGAUAACUAAAAAAUUAUUCUAAUUUUCUAAUAAAACUGUUGAAUUUCUAAUUAAUCAUUCUGUUUAAAUAAAUAUUGGAGAUCCUAAAAUAAUCAAUCAUAUUAAAAGAUUUGCUAAAGAAUGUAUAAAAUGUGAGUUUGGUAUGAGUACAAAUGAAUUAAGUAAUUAAUUAUAUCAAGUGGUAAUCUAAAAAUAUUAUUUUCAACCUGAACUCUAAAAUGAGAUAACAGAAGUAGAACUUGAAUUUUUUGGUCUUGUUUUGCCACAUUGCAUAAAAAGCGUUUCAGAUUUUAAGUAAAUAAAAGAAAAAUUGUUUUUCAAUAAAAUUAUAUCAUCUUUGAAUAAACAAAUUGAAUAGGAAAUUUUGGAAUUCGUAGAAGAUUUAGAAGUGUACAUAUUUGAUACUAAUCAAGAUUCAACUAAAAGUUUUUCAAUUAAUGAGCAUUAUAAAAAGAUUAUAAGUUUAAAAAUUGAAAGUACUCAUAAAUCUAAUUUAUUUUACUUAUUAUAAAGAAAUGAAUAAAUUCAUGAUGAAUUAAGCGAAUUAGAAUUUAGAAAUUUUUUCUUUGCUUUGGCUUAUAAGAAUUCUAUUUCUCUCUGGAAUGAAUUCUAUAUAGCUUUAUUCGAGUAAGCGAGUAAUUACUUAACAUAAAAGUAAAAGUCCGAAAUAAAUUGGUUUAAUUGUUAAAAAAGAGUACAAUAAAUAAUUAAGAAUUUUCCUGAAUUAGAUUUUUUAGAAGAACAUUUUAUAAUUUUAGAUCUUUUGCAUCUUUAGUAAUAAUAAUAAAUUUAUUAAAAUACAAAUUCUGAAAUUCAUUUUGAGUAAAUUUAAUAAGAAUAUAAAUAAUUGUUCAAUAAAAGAUAAAUGAUUCCAUCCAAAGUUUUUGAAUUAAAACAUAAUUUUAGAAUAUUGUAGUUAUAAGAAAAAAGAAUUAUGAGAAAACUUUAUUGUGUUACUAUUGAAGAUAUUGAAUAAAAUUUGGAAAAUAUUUAAACUCUCAAAUCUUUGAUUAAACAAAUGAACUAUCAUAAAAUUGAAUAUUUUCUUAAAUCUAGAGAAGGUUAAGAGGAAAUGGAAUAAGAUAUAUUGAUAUCAAUUUAUAAAUUUAUCAAAAGAUUUUUAAGACAUUAAUUGUAUAUUUAAUUGAAUUAAUUGAUAAAAGUAAUCAAGAAAAAACUUCCUAAUUUAUUGAAUUAAGCUUAAGUUUAGUUUUAAUUUUAAUUUGAACAUGAUAAAAAAAACUUUAAAGUAAAGCAUUUUUAAUAAGAUUAAUUAGAAUAGGAAAAUAAUGAAACUUAUUGCAUUUAAGAUGUUAACUUAAUUUUAAACAACAUCUUAGAUGAAUUAAAUAAAAAUAAAAAUAGAUUUAUAAAAAAAUAACCAUAAAGAUAUUUAAUUGAGUCAUUUUAUUACUCUACUCAUUUAUUAUUUCACAGUGAUGCUUCUAUUGAUUAAGUUUUUAAUUCUAUAUAAACAAUAUAUUUACCAAACACUAAAGAUUUAGUUUAUUAUUACAAAUAUAUUGAUCGAUAUGCAUUUGAAAAAGAUGAUCUAUUUAGUAAUUAUUAUUUUCAUGAAGUAAAUUUCAUAUAUUAAAGAUCUAAAUUUUUGAAAUUAAUUUUAAAAAUUUUAUUGAAAUAAAAAAAAUAUAAAGAAAUAUUAUCAAUUUUAGAUAAACUUAAUAAAUCAUAUGAUUUAAAGUUAACUUAAGCCAGUUUUGGAUUAUUGACAUAAAUAAAAAAUAUUGAUGAUAAAAUAUUGAUAAGAGAUAUUAUAAUGAAAAUUGAAUCUUUAAGUAAGUUUAUUGAUUUUUUCAAAGAAGAAUAAAUUCAAUAAUAAUUAGCUUAAAUGUAUUUGAGAUUGUAUGAAAAGGAGUAAUAAGAACAAUGUCUAAUUGAUUUUGAAGACGAAACAGAUUAAAUAAAAGUUGAAAAAGGUAAAAAAAUUAUAGAGGAUUUUAAAGCAGCAAGAAAGAAACCAACAAAAUUAAAAGAAAAUUUAUAGAUUUCAUAAUAAUAAUUUUAAACUUAACAAUCCUAAAUUUAGAAUUAAUAGUUAUCAUAUUAAAGUGAAUAUUAAAAUGAUGAAAUAGGGUAAUCUAAAACCUAAGAAGGAUCUCAUUCACCACUUAUAGAUUUAGAUGUUGUUUGA